Molecule: messenger RNA, 2732 nt
Organism: Botrytis cinerea B05.10
Lineage: Eukaryota; Fungi; Ascomycota; Leotiomycetes; Helotiales; Sclerotiniaceae
Gene: Bcade4
Product: Bcade4
Exons: 3
Coding region: 245-2014 (589 amino acids)
Biological process (GO): purine nucleotide biosynthetic process; purine nucleobase biosynthetic process
Cellular component (GO): cytoplasm
Molecular function (GO): amidophosphoribosyltransferase activity
Source: RefSeq, a predicted model, not a curated record
GGUGGGAUGUGGGAGAAAAAAAAAUCCUAAACCUUCAAAAUGUCGUCAAAGUUAUCUUCUGUUCGCAGAUAUCUGCUCAAUCUACGACCUUUCAGUCACCAUCAAUUCCAUUUGGAGUGAUUGUACACCUUUCACUUGAAAUUCAACUUACAAUACGAUUAUUCGCCUCUGACUUUUCUCCAAAGAGUCACAUUGGAAGAGUCCUACGAUACACAAACAAUUAACCUCAUAAAACUUUUACAAGAUGUGCGGAAUUCUCGGAUUGAUCUUGGCCGCGUAUGACGACCCCAACUCAACCACGGCGGCAUCGCAAAUACACGAAGCACUUUACUACUUGCAACACAGAGGACAAGAUGCCUGCGGAAUCGCUACAUGUGCCGCUGGCGGUCGAAUCUAUCAAUGCAAGGGUAACGGUAUGGCUUCAAGAGUGUUCCAAGAUGGAUCCCGCAUUCAGGACCUUCCUGGUUUCAUGGGCAUCGGUCACUUGAGAUACCCCACAGCCGGAAGCAGUGCUAGUGCCGAAGCUCAACCUUUCUAUGUCAACAGUCCUUACGGAAUUACCUUUGCGCACAACGGAAACUUGAUCAACGCCCCAGAGCUCAAGCGCUUCCUCGAUUUCGAAGCUCAUAGACACAUCAACACCGACAGCGAUAGUGAGCUAAUGCUCAACAUCUUUGCCAACGAGCUCAAUGAGACUGGAAAGGCCCGUGUCAAUGAAGAAGAUAUUUUCAAGAGCUUGGAGAGAAUGUAUGGCAGAUGUGUUGGAGGCUGGGCAUGCACAGCAAUGUUGGCUGGUUUUGGCAUCCUCGGUUUCCGCGAUCCACACGGCAUUCGUCCCCUCAUCUUGGGUUCUCGAUUAACCGAAACAGGAGCUAAGGAUUACAUGAUGGCUUCUGAAUCAGUUGCUUUGAAGCAACUUGGAUUCAGCGAUCUCGUUGAUAUUCUCCCUGGACAGGCCGUCAUCAUCAGAAAGGGCUCAGAACCUCACUUCAGACAAAUCGUUCCACAAAAGAACUAUGCUCCAGAUAUUUUCGAGUAUGUUUACUUUGCUAGACCCGAUUCUAUCAUCGAUGGAAUCAGUGUUCAUCGAAGUCGACAAGCUAUGGGAAAUAAACUUGCCGAUACAAUCAGCAAGGUUCUUGGCCCUGAGGCAGUCAAAGAGAUUGAUGUCGUUAUUCCAAUUCCUGAAACCUCCAAUACUUCAGCUCAGAGUGUUUCGAAGCGUCUCAAGAUACCUUACUGUGAAGGAUUUAUCAAGAAUCGCUAUGUCUUCCGUACUUUCAUUAUGCCAGGACAAGGUGCUCGUCAAAAGUCUGUUCGACGCAAGCUUAGUGCAAUGGAGUCUGAAUUUGCCGGACGUACAGUUCUCUUGGUUGAUGACAGUAUUGUUCGUGGAACGACCAGUAGGGAGAUUGUAUUGAUGGCCCGUGAGGCAGGUGCAAAGAAGGUCAUAUUCGCUUCCUCUGCUCCACCCAUUACCCACGCUCACAUCUACGGUAUUGAUCUUGCAUCGCCCCAAGAACUUGUCGCACAUAACCGUGAUAGAUAUGCGAUUGCCGAACACAUUGGUGCGGACGAAGUCAUUUAUCAGUCAUUGGAGGACUUGAAGGCAGCAUGUGCAGAACUUUCUCCUCGCGAUCCAAAGACACAAGAAUUCGAAGUUGGUGUUUUCUGUGGUACCUACGUAACACCGGUUCAAGAUGGUUACUUCGAGCAUUUGGAACAAAUUCGAGGUGAAACUCGUAAGAUGAAGGUUCUUGAGAGUGCGAAGGAAGCUGUUAUUCAUGGUGUAGCAGGAGAAAAGGAAUUCAAUCUCAUCAGCCAGGGAGCAACAGUAGACUCAAAGGGUCAGGUAGUUCCCGAUGGCAGCCAAGACCAGGGCGUCAAUGGUGCUAAGAAUGGCAAUGCGAGGCCCAAGCUAGAGGCGACUGAGUCUAGCACACCUUCGGUUAGAGAUCGUCAAGAUAUUAGUUUACAUAACUUUGCGAGUGAUGCCAACAGAGAUUACAACUGAAAUUUAGAAAUUCGGAAGUAAAUUCAAACUUUGGGAAACUUUUUAGAUUAGGUACAAAUAUGGCGCGGUUGUUUGAAUUUGGUCGCUUUGGCCAAAUUAUAGAUUUUACGAAUUCCCAGGUAGAUUUUGAUGCACAAUAUCGGUGCCACAAUCAUAUCAUAAAUAAGCAUUGCUCAACUCGUAAAGUGAAGAGAAAUGGUCUGUUAGAACGAUCUUAGCAUGUGCUUCAGAAUAGAUGCCUGCAUAUCAUGUAAAGUCGAGGAAUUUAAGGAAUGUAAGUUCAUUGUGUUUUGUCUUUAGUUGAUUACCAGGUCUCGAAGUGUUGUUCCAGCGGAGAAGGUUAUACCGUUGCAACAAUUCUGAGAACUCAGACAUACGUUUAUCUGUUACUAUGCUAGUGUGAGUAAUUUGGAACAAAACUGGUCCACAAUCUCGUCGACCAUUUCUACUAGUUUCAAAUACAAAGAACUGUCAUGUCAUUUUGAUUCUCAUCAUUGUAUUAUAUUUUCGUGCGCCGGCUUAGGUUUUCUCUCGUGUUGCUCUUAUUCAUUGGAAGAGAGAAGUGUUUUCCUCCAUGUAUUUUGGGUGCAGAUUCUGAUCGUUUUUACUAAUUGUUGGUUCUAUCUUAUGCCGCAAUUACUUACAUAGAAGUGCUCGCUUAUCCUUGAGAUGUGCAGUGCAAUAGGCUAUGUAUAAUUCAGGGCUAUGAGUACCAACA